Molecule: messenger RNA, 904 nt
Organism: Saccostrea cuccullata (small rock oyster)
Lineage: Eukaryota; Metazoa; Mollusca; Bivalvia; Ostreida; Ostreidae
Exons: 5
Coding region: 27-806 (259 amino acids)
Source: RefSeq, a predicted model, not a curated record
UUUAUCGGAAGUUCAGUCCGAGCAAGAUGUCUUUGAGGCCCUUUCUGCUGCUCGCGGUAACUUUGGUGACAACAAAUGCCCAAACACAACGAGAUCCCAAAGCCAUAGAUAUGCUAAAAGAGAGGAACUGGAAACAAUUUACACAAGAUGUUGGGCUCGUGGCUUACACGUGGACUGCUAACGUGACUGGACAACUCUAUAACGAGUCAGCGUGGUUGUCAGAGAGAAACAACAUUGUCGCAAUGAAAUCUCGUGACAGAGAUAUCAGGAAAAAAGGUUACGAGAUAGUGGAUUCUGUGAUCGACCUUUUGACGGGAGAAAUGGCAGUCCGCAUCAGGGUUCCUACCUCAAUUACCGUGCUCCCAGCUUCAAUGGUUGACCCACAGAUGACAAGACGUGAAAAGAGAAAAAAACUCAGAGACCUGGUCAAAGACAGAGACAGGAUGUGUUUCAUCCAUACAGAUCCAAGACUCAAUCGGGCAGCUGUCAAGGGCGAGCUACAAAAACGCGUUACUGGCGGUUCGGUUCAAAUGGGUUUACCUCAAAACUUUAUUGCAAAAGAGCAAAACCGCAUCUUAACACAAAAUCUGAAAAGUCCUCUAGUCACUAGCUUCUGUACAAGAUCUGCUGAACACAAUAACAACUUCAGACUUGAAAAAGGUGCUCCUGUCACAACUCCAACUUCAACUUACCAGGAAGUGAAAUUCAUGGGUCAGAUAGACACAGCGCAGGCUCGCGCAUCAGUUCCGUAUACAAUACACAUUGAACAAACAGUUAUGGACAAAGUCACGUCUGAGCCAGUGUGAAUUAGAAAACUUCAUAUAAACAAUCAUAGAAGUGUUAAAAAAGAAUGAACAUGUGACUUAUUUUUUUUCUGAAAUAAAUCUCUAUAAUAUGCAUACAA